GCCAUGAAUGAAAGAUAAUAAUGUAAACUGCGAAGCGCUGCGGCCUGUGUUAUUAUGCUGAAAAUAUCAGUUGUGCAAUAUUGUUUCUAAUUUUUAUCCAUCUGUAAAUCCAUGAAUAAAUUUUCUGAUGAAAAUUGUUACGACAAAUAAUAAGAAUGGAGUAUGAUAACGAUGAUACAUGGAAAAGAUCGAAUUCUCCAAAACAGAAAACAGGAUGUCACCCUGUACCUCGGCAAUCUACCACAGCUGCGGUGAUUGUACUCGGACUUGCGGUGUUAAGCUGCUUGCUUGGCUACUGCGUUCUCAGUGAAACUUUGCCGUAUGAAUCCAAGACCUUGCGGCUUGUGAUUAUCGUUUUCCGCCAUGGAGCCCGUACACCAAUAUCUUCAUACAAGAGCGAUCCAUUUAAAAAUUAUCAGUGGCCAGAUGGACUAGGAAGCCUCACAAACGUCGGCAAGUUGCAGUUAUACGAAUUGGGAAAGAAAUACCGCAGCUACUACGCGAACUUCAUCCCAGAGGAGUAUUUUGAGAGGGACGUGUUCGUACGGAGCAGUGACAGAUCCAGGUGUAUGAUGAGUGCGUACACGUUCCUCGCUGGUCUCUAUCCACCUUCGGAGAGACAGAUGUGGCAUCCAGAGAUACCCUGGCAACCGAUACCAGUACAUUCAUUGCCAGCACAUCUUGAUAAUAUAGUAGCAGCUACCAAACCGUGUAAGGUGUGGAAGGCUAUGUACAAUGAACUGUUAGCUGAGCAGAAUUCGAAUACAAAGUUCACUGAACUGUUCGACAAUCUGAGUAAAUAUACAAAUCAAAGCAUGCGCAGUGUGUUGGAAGUUGAUUUUUUGUACAGCACGCUGCUGGCACAGCAAGACGCUGGUUUGAAGCUACCGGAGUGGACGAGAAAUGUGUUUCCAAAUAAAAUGCGGCAUCCGUUCAUGCUCAGUCUGGCUCUGCUCUCUUAUAAUCAAACCUUACAAAGAUUCCACACUGGUCCCAUACUAUCAGAAAUCCGGCAACAUCUCAAAGAUAAUGUAAACAAUUUGAAUGUUGACCGAUCCUUGUAUUUAUAUUCAGCGCAUGAUGUGAACUUAGUGUCUCUAUGGCGUGCUAUGGGCUUCAAGGAACUAGUGGAGCCGGAGUAUGGAGCUAGUAUAGCGAUUGAGUUGCACGAAGAAGUCGAACAAGACACAUAUUUCAUACGGCUGUUCUACCGCAACAACACUAAAGUUGAGGUCCCGAUGGAGUUGAAGCUCCCCUUCUGUGACGAUCCUUGCACCUACACCAGGUUCCAGGAGUACAUUGACACCCUGCUACCAGAUGAUUGGGACAAGGAAUGUCAGAAUACGUAAUUUAAAAAACAUUUAGAUUACCUAAUAUAUUACCGUUAAUUAUACACUGUUAUGACGUAUAUAUUUUUUUACUUUAUUUUUAUAUACACAAAACCUUAAUAAUUUUAAUCCUCCGUGACAAAGAUUAAAACUAACUUACAUAGGUUGUAAAAAUUUAUUUCUGUAUAUACGUAAUUUAUUUGACAUAUUACGAUACUUUAUCUUGGUGCUACAGAGUCUGCUGAAAUUAUUUCGCGGCACACAGUCGAUGAAAUUAAUACCAUUUAUAAUCUGUACCAGUGACGUCUUAAACUGUCAAACGUUAUUGUUGUUAUUUAAAACAAAUUAAAGCUUUGCAAUGUUAUAAAUAUUCUAAAUAUUUUUCUGAAAUGCUAUAUUUUUAGUACUGUUACAAAUACCUUUAAAAUAUAUUACUAUUAUUAAGAUCGCUUUUUUUGUCUGUCAUAAAUCAAAUUAAUGUAGGUACCAUUCAAUGUGCCAUGUAUUAUAUAUGCUACAGGUAUUCUAAUUGUUUUAAUCCUAAAGACUAUUUACAUAAACCUUUAUUAAUUUAAAACAAUUUUAAAAGUACUGAAAUUAGUAUCCAUAGUUUAUGGAAUUUAAUAUUAUAUCUUUUAUUAAAAAGAAAAAAAAAAACAUUCCUUGCCAAUUGUUACUUAAUUCGUAUGUUCUGAAUUUGAAAAGUGAGAACUAGAACUACAUACUAUUUUUACUCGAUUUAUACUUCAUAUACACGUAUUCAAAUCUAUCUACUAGUUUAUAAGAUGUCCUCCUAUUCUUAAUACUGCUUUUUUAUAAUCUAUGCACCUUUUGUACACGAAAUUGUAAAUACGUAAUAGUUUAAUUUAUUUGGUUAUUAUUUAUUUGAUGUGCUUUAACUAUCUAAAACUUCUUUGCCUCGAAAUACUAAUAUAAAAUCAUGACUAAUUCUACCUAUAUAAGAAGAUUUUGGUGUUUUUGACGUUGUUCGAUGUGUAUUUACUGCACCGUUAUAGAUAAUUAAAUGUAUCGAAUACUAUGAUAUUGUAUUGAUGUUGUUGAAAAUAUGUUAUGUAUUAAAAAAAUUUUUACCUGUUACGCUUAUUCAACGGGUAGAAAUUUCAAUAGUUGACAUGUGUUAUUUAAUAAAGAUUUUUGUCAUUAAUGGCUGUAUAGAUAUUUACUCGAUGUUGUUUGAGAAUUUGAAUAUAGAACAUAUUUAUGUGAA
Molecule: messenger RNA, 2556 nt
Organism: Danaus plexippus (monarch butterfly)
Lineage: Eukaryota; Metazoa; Arthropoda; Insecta; Lepidoptera; Nymphalidae
Product: prostatic acid phosphatase-like
Exons: 6
Coding region: 156-1349 (397 amino acids)
Biological process (GO): dephosphorylation
Molecular function (GO): phosphatase activity
Source: RefSeq, a predicted model, not a curated record